AUGAAGUCCGCGCUUGACCGUGCGCGAGAUAAGCUUACCGAGUAUUAUAGGAAGACUGAUGAUAUCCCUGGUGAUCUCUACACAAUUGCGACCAUCCUAGGGCCACGGAACAAGCUAGAGUUCUUUACAACAUUAGAAUGGGAACCUCACUGGGGGCCACGCUAUAAGAAGUCGCUAGAGGCUUAUAUUCAGCCUUACCGGCAGCGCUACGAAGAGGCACAGUCUACAUCAACUCUCCAGCCUAUUAGUCAAGACGUCUCUGAUAUUGAUAUCCUUCUAAGAUCUACUAUAUCUCUUCAGUCAAAAGCGACGGCUCCAGAUGAGCUUACACGGUAUCUUGGAAGUAAACACCAAAAUAAAUAUCCUAUUCUGGCAAGCCUUGCCCGAGACGUCCUCACAACACCCGCUAGUGGUUCUGGCGUUGAGCGGUUAUUUAACUCUGCCCGUGAUAUCUAUCAUUAUCGUCGGGGCUCAUUAAAACCGCAGACAAUUAAGGAAUUGAUGCUAUUUAUGUGUACAACAAAGUUCGACGUGGAGUCAGAGCAGCUUGCCCUGAUUGAUAAGUAUCUUUCUACACAAGAGAAGCAAGCAAAGAAAGAGCAGAAGGAUGCCCAGAAGAAAGAGGAAGAAUUUAAUCCAAUCAGUGAUGAUAAAGAGGACCUAUCUACUUCUGAAGCUUCUGCCGAAACUAUCCAACGUCUUAGUGCGCGAGCGCGUGGAAAUAGAAGGGCUACAUCAGAUCAGCUAAUUGAACUCGAGGAUAAUAAUGAGGUCCCCCUGCCUGAUAAUAGCCACUUGGAAGAAGAGAGGACUACUCAGAGGCGUUCCUCUAGGCGUGUUCCAAAGCGCUUGAGACAGGAUGAGGAUUUUGUAUAUCUUUAA
Messenger RNA from Penicillium daleae, 882 nucleotides. RefSeq lists its product as uncharacterized. NCBI's taxonomy places the organism in Eukaryota, Fungi, Ascomycota, Eurotiomycetes, Eurotiales, Aspergillaceae. The transcript has 2 exons. The record is from RefSeq and is a predicted model, not a curated record. The coding region runs from base 1 to 882 and encodes 293 amino acids. Gene Ontology annotation, molecular function: protein dimerization activity.